This is a messenger RNA of Aspergillus lentulus, 3048 nucleotides long. RefSeq names its product alpha-mannosidase. Gene Ontology annotation, cellular component: fungal-type vacuole membrane. The record is from RefSeq and is a predicted model, not a curated record. Gene Ontology annotation, biological process: oligosaccharide catabolic process; mannose metabolic process. NCBI's taxonomy places the organism in Eukaryota, Fungi, Ascomycota, Eurotiomycetes, Eurotiales, Aspergillaceae. Gene Ontology annotation, molecular function: carbohydrate binding; alpha-mannosidase activity.
AUGAGAGGCAAAAUCUUCUCUCUGUGGUCUGCUCCAGGCCUCUCACGGCCUACAUUCGACGAAGCCACAUCGCAGCAGUUCCAACCCACUCAGGUAGGCCGAUCUUUCGGACCUGGGUGGUCGACCCACUGGUUCAAGGUGCAAGUGCGAGUACCUGAUGGGUUCUUGAAUGAAGAGAUCAUAGAGUUGCAUUGGGAGGCUAGUAACGAAGGUAUGAUCUGGACGGAAGACGGGCACCCACUGCAGGGGCUCAGUGGAGACGGAGAGCGCGUGGAAUGGAUUAUCCCCCCUAGGUUCAGGGACGGCAAGGAACACACAUUCUACUUGGAAAUGGCGUGUAACGGGAUGUUUGGUCUUGGAAAAGGCGCAAGAAAUCAACCUCCAGACCCUGAUCGCUAUUUUACUCUGGAGAAAGCUGAGAUCGUGGCUGUCAACCAGGAAGCCCGAGCAUUAUACUUUGAUUUUUCUGUCAUCAGCGAGGCGGCGCGUCAAUUUCCUGAGCACUCGUGGGAGAGCCACAAAGCGCUACAGGUUGCCAACAACAUUAUUGAUGUGUUUACGGCUGGCGAAGGGAGUGAUGCAUCUAUUCGCGAGGCCAGGCAGAUAAGCCACGAGUAUCUGGGAGAGAAAGCCGAUCGGGCCGAGGUUUACGAGUCCCAUACUGAGCCAAUUGUUUACGCUAUUGGACACUGCCAUAUUGACACCUGUUGGUUAUGGCCAUGGGAAGAGACAAAAAGAAAGGUGGCAAGGUCCUGGUCUAAUCAGUGUGAUCUAAUUGAUCGCUACCCGGAGCACCGUUUUACUGCAUCUUCCGCCCAGCAAUUCAAAUGGCUCAAGCAGUAUUACCCUUCGGUAUAUGCCAGGGUCAUGGAAAAGAUAAAGCAAGGUUCCUUUCAACCUAUCGGAGGCAGCUGGGUAGAACACGAUACCAACAUGCCUAGCGGGGAAUCUUUGAUUCGCCAAUUCCUCUAUGGCCAGCGUUUUUUUCAGCGAGAAUUUGGAAAGCGAUCUCAAACAUUCUGGCUCCCAGACACUUUCGGCUAUACUGGGCAGCUUCCGCAGAUAUGUCGUCUCGCCGGGAUGCAUCGGUUUGUGACCCAGAAACUCAGCUGGAACAAUAUUAACAAUUUCCCACACACGACUUUUAACUGGGUCGCUCUUGAUGGAAGUCAAGUGUUAUGCCAUAUGCCCCCAUCCGAAACCUACAAUGCCGACGCUCAAUUCUGUGAACUUGUCAACAGCAUUGAUCAGCAUAAGUCGCUAGACCAAGAUGCCUCAUCCCUUUUGAUCUUCGGCAAAGGCGAUGGUGGAGGCGGCCCGACAUUCCAACAAAUUGAAACCCUGCGUCGGUUCCGUGGCUUGAGCGACAGGGUAGGACUCCUGCCCCGGGUUCACCAAGGCAAGUCUGUGGAUGAAUUCUUCGAGGCUCUGGAACGUAAGGCGGCGACUGGCACUGAAUUUGUGACCUGGUAUGGAGAACUCUACUUUGAGUUGCACAGGGGAACAUAUACUACACAGGCGAAGACCAAAUGGAACAACCGAAAAGCAGAGAUUAUGCUCCAUGAUCUUGAAUAUCUCGCAACUCUGGCUAGCAUCAAAAAUAGCGGUUACCAGUAUCCGAAAACAGAUAUUGAUGAGAUCUGGGAAGGCAUCCUUCUAUGCCAGUUCCAUGACUGUCUGCCAGGAAGCUGCAUCAGAAUGUGUUACGAUGACUCUGACAAGCUUUACGCCGACGCAUUUGCAAGUGGAGAGAGAUUGCUCAGAGAAGCGCUUUCAGCACUCGGGUUCGUGCAUGAGGCAUCCCCUGACCAGGGACGAAUUGCUCUCAACACUCUGCCAUGGCCCCGCAAGGAAUUGGUACAGCUUCCGUCCUCCCAGUACGCGGUAAUUAAGGGAGGUAUCGGUGUGGCUUCUGUCGAAAACCUUCCAGCUACACCCACUGAGCCUGUUGUUUGCGUUGCUGAAGUCCGUAACAAUGUAUUUGAACUGUCAAACAGACAUUACAAGCUGGAGGUUGAGAACGGGUCAAUUAUCUCCCUAGUUGAUCUUUCAAACAACCGCCAGGUUCUCUCCCAUGGCGGCAAGGCUAAUCAAUUUGUGAUCUUUGAUGACAAGCCUUUAUACCGUCAAGCUUGGGAUGUCGAGGUGUACCAUCUCAAUUCCCGAAAGGAAUUGCAAGGCGGGAGUUCGGCCAUCGCCGAGCGGGGCCCAUACAGAGCAAGCAUCGUCACCAAAACCAUCAUCAGCGAACGGAGCUGGUUAAAAUCGACCAUUAGCCUCCAUGCCGCCAUAGAUGAUGAACCCUCUCGUAUCGAAAUCGAUACCGAGGUCGAAUGGCACGAGGACAUGAAGUUCCUGAAGGUCGAAUUCGACGUCGACGUGAUGAACACUGAGGCUUCAUAUGAAACUCAGUAUGGAAUUGUGAAAAGACCGACACAUUACAACACCCAGUGGGACAUGGCUAAGUUUGAGGUUUGCUGUCACAAAUGGGCAGACCUUUCCGAAAAUGGCUACGGGGUUUCUAUAUUGAACGAUAGCAAGUACGGGUUUUCUACCUGUGGUCAUCUCAUGCGCUUGUCUCUCCUGCGCUCUCCCAAGGCCCCUGAUGCGUCUGCAGAUAUGGGCCAUCAUCGUAUCAGGUACGCUAUUUUUCCCCACCGUGGCCCUCUGGACUUUAGAACUGUACGCGCGGGAUACAACUUCAACAACCCCAUGCAUUUGAUUUUGGGGCCAGGCCCGGCAUCGUUGGACGACAUUACCCUUACGGGUAACGAAUCACUGAUCCUAGAUGCUGUCAAACGAGGAGAAGAUGACGAAGAUGUCUCGUUGGCUGACUCUGAGAGAAGGAAGGGUCAGAGCAUUAUCCUCCGUGUGUUUGAGAGUCUGGGAGGGCAUGCAAGUGGUACCAUCAAGACUACCUUGCCAGUCGUCAACGUUUGGAAAUGCAACAUCCUUGAGGAUGACGAGGAGCCACUAGAAAUCCAGGGUGGGAAUAUCAGCAUUGCUCUUCGUGCGUUUGAAGUUGCCACAUUCAGGUUGCAAUUAUGA